GCUUGACUGACAAUCAUCUAGUAACUACUGCUUUUCAUGUAUGACUGGCAUCUGCAAUCAGAGUAAUCCCCUUGAAAAUGCUCUACAAUUCUUCUCCAAGUUUUUUUUUUCUCCAAAAGAGAGAGAGUGUACUGCGUACCAUACACACUUACUGUACAUACAACCACUUCAUCGGUUUUGCCUCGUGGAUUUCCUAUCAGCGACUGAGAACCACCACCCCCAUCACUUUACUUUUUUUUUUACCCUCCUUAGUUGGGGAAUUUCUCUUAAACUUCUUCUACACGCAGUGUAGGUGCAUGAAGCAACCACCAAAACAAUUUAAUCAAGGAAUCAAACAAUCAAUCUUGGAUUGGAUUUAACAUCUCUGGGAAAAGACAACAAAAUUGGUGGACCGAGACAAGAUUGGGAGCAAAGAAAGUGUGUGUGCCUGGCGUUCCAAUCCUUCUCGCGGUCUCUGGAAAAUCCCGUCCGCCAGUCUCCGCCCGCCUGUCAGUCGUCGGUCUCCCCUAAGAAAGAGAGAGAGAGAAACAAGCAGCGCGGCGCAACUCCCAUCUCG
Molecule: messenger RNA, 556 nt
Organism: Aspergillus homomorphus CBS 101889
Lineage: Eukaryota; Fungi; Ascomycota; Eurotiomycetes; Eurotiales; Aspergillaceae
Exons: 1
Coding region: 78-359 (93 amino acids)
Source: RefSeq, a predicted model, not a curated record